Messenger RNA from Macaca mulatta (Rhesus monkey), 6246 nucleotides. Lineage: Eukaryota; Metazoa; Chordata; Mammalia; Primates; Cercopithecidae. The record is from RefSeq and is a predicted model, not a curated record.
AUGGUGUCGGACCCAGGUGGCCCCGGAGGCGAGGUGACUAUCCCCCCACCCUGCCCCUGCGUCGCGGCGCGUCGCACUGCUGCUCCCGCCCCAGUCGGGGCCGAAGAUGGGGCGGCGGCUGCGGGUUUCCACACGACUUCCUUGGAUCUCGGGGCACACGCGCCGAUAGUUCGGACGCGGGUCCGGGCUGGUUUUGCUCCAUUUUACAGCGUUUUAUUACUAAUUAAAAAGCUUUGCAUUCCCAGUCGCCCCGGCCCGCUUUUCUCCUGCACUCUCCCCUCGGCCCCCGUCCCCGCCCCGCGGGGCGCUGGAGGGGGCGUCGGGGCUCGCGCGCCAGAACCCGGCUCCUCCGAAGCCCCUCCGGGCCCCGCCGCCCCCCUCGGGCCUCCCGGCCCCCGCCUCCUCCCCUUCGCCCCCACCCAACGGCUGCUGCUUCGGGCUUCGCGGCUCAAAAACAACAGCGGAGGCGCCGCCAGCUCUGCGCUCCGCCACUGCCCAGGCCGGCGGGCGGCACUCGGACCCGCCGCCCUCGGUCCCUCGCGAGGCCGCGGAGGCCAACACGCCUCGCAAGGGGGGACAGCGCGGGGGCGGCCGUCCAAACACCAGGCGUCCUCGGCUGGUUGUCCCAGGGCGCCCGCACCUCUCCGCCCGCGCGCUCCUGCCGCCGCGCCCCCCAGCCCCCAAACUCCGAGGCGCUGCGGCGGAGGGGCCGGGCUAAGCGCAGGCAGGGUGGCCCCGGCCCAGGAACCUGACGGUCCAAGUGCGGAUUUCUCAUCUGAGUAUCUGGGAAUCGAGAAUGAAUUGGAAGGAAACCGAGGCGCUGCCCUGGCCGGGUUGCUCCCCCGCACCCUUCCGGAGCACCGAGGUCCUGCCCGGGAACGGAACUUGGAGCUGCCGCAGAGUCAGCCUGAGCUCGAGGCAGGGGUCGCGCCCGCGAUGUGGGGUCUCUCCGCCGCCCCGCGAGGCUCCUGGCCGUGCCCUCCCUGCCCUUUGUUGUGUAAUGAGACCUGUGGCGGCUCCACUGAGACCCACACGUGGAACUCCGCGCCUCCGCGUUAAAGGAGGUGAAACGCAGCAGCCCUGAGAAAUCCGAGACCCCGGUGUCCUAGCAGAGGCGCCCCGGAUGGGGAAGGGCGUGCGGCCGGCGCUACCCCAGAGGAAAAGCCCAGCGGAGCGGGGCUGGGCAGGAGCCGGUGGCGGCGGUGCGCUGGGCCUUCUGCCUUGGAUCCUCCGCAGUCGGCACCACUUCCCUGCUCAGAUUCGAACCCAGAUACGGCUCCCAUGGCUCCAGGGUGCCCAGUCUUGCAGCCAGCUCGCCGCCCGAACCCUGGAUGGAAGAAGCGCUCACUGGCCGCUACCUCUGCUGUUUCUGGCACCAGAUGGGCAGCUUCCGGGGACCGGCUUGCCAUCAGCAGGCACGAUGCUGUGGCCAUCCCAGUGGAACCCCUCUGCCCGGCUUUGUGUCCUGGCAUCCCCACCAGAGUGCCCCGCUGUCCUGCGCAGAUGUCAGGAGUAUCUGGAUGCCCCAUGGGCACUUCAACGGCCCAAUUCGGAGUUUUUUGUUUUGUUUUGUUUUAAGAGAUUGAGACUGUGAACCUGAACUCCCUUGAUCUCCUCCCGUUGGGCCCAGGAGGGAGCCUAAUCCAGGCCCAACCGGGCUCACUGAGAAGGUGCGGGAAGCCCCCAACGACUCCUACUCGUGUGCGGCCCUUACUGGGCCGGGACGCUGCAGUGGUCGAGCCGCUGGGUGUCUGCAACCGGGAGCUCCCCCGCCGCUGGGGGCAAUAAACGGAAUCGGUUUCCCACGCUUUCCCUCUUGAUCUCAGAACCUUUAAAAAUCCGCCAACGAAUGUCGUUGCCUGGAUGCGCUGCGUGUGACCUUCAGCCGUGUGUUCACGCGUACCCGCAGCCGUGGAGUGGCGGUCCCUUCCUGCCGCCGCAACCCCGGGGCCGCCGGUCCGCGCACACCGGCAGCAACUUCGUUACCCACAGCGCCCGCGUCCUGCGGCUCGCGCGGAACUGCGCGCGGGAAGGUGGCAGAGGGACCGCUCCAGAACGCUGCUCGCGUAGACGCUGCCUCUGUCUUCAGAUCGCAGUUCGGCCGCGCGCGGGCGGGGCCCUGGCAGCAACGAAAAUGGCGAGUCUCGUAGCCUUCCGGGCCUGAUGGCCGCAUUCCGGGAGUCGCCAGGUGGGAGUCCGCCUUCCGCGUCCCCAAACGCCCAGAGCGCGGGACAAGGGCCGGCGGCCGGGUGACCAAGCCGGUUCCCCGCAUAGGCUUGCGCCAGAAUCCAUAUUCAGCUUGCAAGGCCCCCUCCGGCCGUCUCUCCGCAGAGCGCCCUGCCCCACACUGCCGGCCCUCUUAGCUUGAAAACCAAAUUUUGCCUUUGAUCCUGAGAGAUUGAUACCCCACAGGUGAAACCGUGGAGACGGAGCUGCGGUGGGUUUCUUCUCUACGCCUCAGUUUCCCCGUCUGUGAAAUGGGACCCGGCGCGCCUGUGCUCCUCCGGGAGUUUAUUGCAGGGCUGGCUGGAGAGAAUGGCUGGGUGGAAGCCGCCAGGUGGAGGCCCAUGGUCGCCCACCCCGUGGGCCUCAUUUGCUGGGCGGGGGUCAAAGGCUUGCGAGGCAGGGAUCGCCCCAAGGAGGCUCUGGAGCCGGCCCUGCCAGUCCCUGUCUCCUCCCCUCGCUCCCCUUCCCCCGGCCUUCCCGGAACUCUCUUCGCCCGCUGGGUGGAGGAGGGGCGAGGGCCGGCUCCGCCGUCCCCGGGGUCGCUCUCCUCCCACCCCCACCGCAGAAUCUGGCCCGCCCUGGGCUUUCCUCUCAGGUCCCUUUGGGUCUCCAGAAACCCGGAGGUUUCGCGCAGACUCGAGCCUGAGAUGGCAUCAUCCAGCACCCCAAAUCCUGCGGAGGGCAGAGGGGAUUUGGGGGAGAAGGCAGGGGCUGCCAGGGGCGCUUUGGCUGCUGGGGGUGGGGGACAGGGCCUGCGGGAGAAGCGGGUGGGGGAGGACUGGAGACCCAGGCCCCCCUAGAUACAACGAACCUCGCGGGAGGGAAUAGGCCAUCCCCGUACCCACUUCCAAGGACAUAGGUCUUUUAGUACCGGCGGGCCGCGUUCCCACACAUCUGGGCGGGCCCCGCAGCAUGGCCUGGGGAGCUGAGCUUCUGGAUCUGACACAAACUACCUUUCUGGGUGUAGAAGGAGGAGGUGGGGUGGGGGAAGCAGGGGCCGUGGUCUGAGCAUACCUUCUCGCCUCUGGGCCUCCCACCUCCUGGGGCAGGACCUACGGGGAAGGACGGGAGCGGAGUGCGGUGGCCGGAGGGACACCCAAGGGUCUACCCCUGCGAGCUUUGCUUUCUACUAAACCAGUAACUGUAGUGGUGGUGGCGGUCGAGACACAGCUCAAAGAGCCGGCAAGAAUAGAGCAGACACCAGGAUCGCCCCAGGCAGGGAAAAAAUGACCAGUUCUGUAGAGUGACCCGAAGGUGAUGGAAUCACUCGGGCGUCCUCCUGGGAAAGGGCUGCCUGCCCCCGCCGCCAGAACGCUGCCGGCGUCCAUGCCCCCGGGGCUGGAAGAGCAGCCAGGCACAGGUAACUCAGGAACUCUGGUCUCCUCACCCGGCGCUGCGCUGUGGGGCGCCCUCACCCCCACACUUUGUGUCCCUGGGCCUCCUCAUCAAGGCAGGGGCCCUGAGUGGCAGGGACACCCCUGUGUGCACAAUAUGCCCCCUGCAGCCCCCACAGGUCACCUGUUUGAGGACCUAGGUGGGGCCUGCCCUGGGUGAAGAGGGCAGGUCCAGCCUUCAGCAGCCCCUCCCCCAUGACUUCAGUGGAAUUACAAGGGGAACACCCAGGGCAGCUCCCAUAGGCUGCAGAAGGGAAGAGGGGAGGGCUUCUACUGAGGUGAGACAGAGUGAUUCACCCCUCCCACACCAUCAGCCUCCCUCCCCUCUCCACCCUUCAUUGCUGGGACCCCAGGGCCCAUAGACAGCUGGGGGAGCGGGGAGACAGGAGGAACUCAAGCUCAGCUUCUGCCUCCUGUCUCCUGGGACCCUUGAGCAGCCCCUCCAGCUUCCUGGGAGUCCAAUUCCCCAAGGUACAACAAGUGGCGGCAGAGCCUGGCCCCGUCGUGGGGCGGCUGCACCCAGGUGAGUGGCUUGCAGUUCCUGGAGCCCUGCAGGUUGUUGGAGAGUCAGGGAGCCUUUCUUCCUCCCACCUGCCCUCUUGCACUUCCUCUCCCACAACCCAGGGCUACUCCCAGAGGCUCUGAACUGGAGCCCUAGAAGGUAACCACCUCCUGGCUGGACACAGAGAGGGCAAGUUGGGGCCAGGAGUGAGGAUAGGUGCCCUAAGAGCCACCUGCUCCACUCAUCCACGAAGGCCUUAACUGGCUCAGGGGCCCCUGAGCUCUCAGUCAAGCCCCGCCCUCCUGACCUUGUCCUGCCGUGGUGCUGCCAGUCGGGUGGAGGUGUCUCAGGGCCAGCUGGUCUCCUGGCAACUGAAGCCCACACUUCCCUUCCAUUCACUCAUUCCUUCCUUCCCUCACGCAGGAGGCGCUGCAAGGCUCAGUGCUCCUGGAGCUUCGAGUCUAUGAUAUGAGUUAGGGUGUCUCCUCCAUCAGUUCUACAGGAGGGUGUCUCCUUCUUCAGACCUGGAACUUCCAAGGCAUUUUACCCAAAGCUCCAGCACCUGACCCAAGGCUGGGCUGUGCUCUGUCCUCAGUGAAAGAAUGGAUGAGUCAUAACUGAGUGAUUGGAGAGAGCUGAACGAGUAGGUUUCCCUGGGUUUUCCACAGGCGGUUUCAGCCCAGGGGAAGACCCAGGGAGAUGAGGAUGUCAUGGUGUGGAGGCAGCAGCCUGGGGCAGGGACUGUGCUGAGUGCCUGAGGCCGAGACACCCCUCUGUAACCUCCAUAAUCCAUCAGGUCUCAGAGGGCUGUCCUAUGUUCAGUUAGCUAAUGCCAGCACCAUAUGACGAGGACACAGCAGUGAGGAGCUGCCCAGGUCGCUUGCACUGUGUUUGGAAAAGGAAGCUGGCUUGUUCUGGGGUCCCCAGCAGGAUGGGGAGCAGGGGUGGGGACCCUGGCAGAGCGAGAGUUCUAGGAGAGAAGCUGGUCCACCCACAGGCUCCCUGGCCUGAGUGCCGCGCCAGGCAGGGUGCUAGGCGUUGUGCUGCUCGCUUCCCACCCCUGGGCUGCAACUGUGGGCUGUGUGGCCUUCCCAGUUCUGUGAGGUGGCUGCUGUGAUUGUGCCCACCUUACAGAUGGGAAGACUGAUGCUCAGAGACUUGAGCAACCUAGGCAAGGACCUGUCCUUAGAGGCAGAAGCAGUACUCAGAGGAAGAGCUCCCUGACCACAAAGCCCCAGAUGACUUACACUGCAGGGAUAGAGCUCUCCGGGGUGUGCAGGGUGGCAGAGGUGCCUCUGAGAAGAGAUCUCUGCCUGGGACCCUUUCCUGGGGCUCUUAUGGUGCUGGGAGUGUGAGCACCACAAGAGCCCCACUACAGCGAUGCCACCCAGAGGGCGCUCUGGCCUAUUGGUCACCCGUGUCCUUCUGACAAUGACCAAUACACUUAUUUGCCAGGGUCCAGGAAGACUCAGGCACUGGAGUCUGUAUUUCCUGAGUCCGCCUCUCACUGGUAAGUCCUGAGCCCCCUUCCUUCCCAGCACCCACUCUUGGAGCAGCUCUCCAGGGCUGUGCUGUGGCUGCUGCUGUCAGGGAGAGGGCCCCAUGCUCCAGCCAGGGGCUUUAGGGGCUCAGUUUAGGACUAACACGCCAAGCAAGUCGUGCUGAGUGUCUGGGCUUCUUCUAGGAAGGUAUUUCCAAUCAUCAAAUGUGCCACUAAAAAAAAUGCGUGUCAGUUAAGUGUGCACUAAGCCUGGACCACAUGGGACAUAGUUGUUCUAAUAAACACGAAUAAGCCAGUUUUCACAUUAGAGAAAUAACAGUUUCUUGUAGAAAUGUGGUGCUUUUAAAAGAGGUUAAUUAAUAAACAGCAGGUAAUUGUUCAUGGCACAUUGUGGCAGAGGGUAAUUUUCAUUUUAGAGGAUGGAAGGGCCAAAUAUCCCUCCCCACUCAGCAUUUUUCUCUAAUAAUCACCUCAGCUUCACCUCCGCCUUUCAUUUUUACAGCUGGAGCUGUUUAUCAUCGCUCCAACUUUCACUAAAAAGGAAAAACUAUCACUUAAACAAAGCCAUUGAAAACCCAGCAUCAUAUGUGGAUUUUUUAACAUAAAUAAAUCAUACAAACUAA